UCGGAUCUGCUGAAUACCAAUUACAGGUGAAUCAGGCUAUAAUUGCAUGUUAAUUAGGUUACCAGUACCAGCUAAUGGUCCCCAGUGAACCCCAAACAAAUAAAGUGCGUAAGUAGGCUAAGUAUGUAAAUCUCACAUCCUAUAAGGCUUGCACUGAUGAGUAAUAGUAAAUAGGCUAGUGUUUUGCAUUCUACCAAUCACCUGUUGCAGAUGCAAUCUUAUUCAAACUUUAAGCUCUUAGCCUAGCCUAGCCUAUAACGUAAUUAGUUCCAACCACAGUUCAGGAACAAUAACUAAGAAUAUAGGACUGUCUCCACCACUCUGAAAUGCGACACAAGCGAAUCCUGACAUAAUUCUAGUAAUAGCGCGUUUCCGCAUUGGAUCAGCUGAUUCGGAGGAAGUAUGCGGAAGAAGUAAAUUCGAAACCUCAAGUAACCAAACAAAAUAGUGACCUUUCUGGAAAGCUACUGACAGGAAAGUUUUUAAAAUUAUUUUAAAGCAGAAGAGUAUCUGUACCAGUUCCACUCCAGUAGUUAUUUCACAGAGGUAGCCUAGUAACUGAACGGUCAUCAUCAUGGCAUGCAGCGACUCUAUGGUCACCAUGAAUGGAACCCAGGUUUCCUAUAUUGGACACGACUGUGAGGACAUCCCAGAGUUCCUUGGAGAAAGAUAUGGAUGCUUGGCAAGGCGGCUAGAUCUCAGCUUCAAUCAGCUACGGUCACUGACUGGCCUCAAAGCGUUCACUGGGCUGGAAGAACUGGUCGUCGACAACAAUCUGCUCGGAAACGACCUCCAGUUGCCCAGGUUACCCACCCUCCACACCCUGACACUCAAUAAGAACCAACUGACUGACAUCGAGGCCCUGCUGGAACACUUGGCGGAGGCAACUCCGUCGCUGCAGUACCUCAGCCUGCUGGGAAACGAGGCCUGUCCCAACCAGCUGGUCAGCCUGGACAAGGAUGAGGAUGACUACCAGAGAUACAGGUACUUUGUUCUGCACAAGCUACCCACCCUAAAGUUCCUAGACACUAGGAAGGUUUGUAAGACAGAACAGCAGGAGGCUGAAGCACGGGGAGCCUUCAUGAAGGUGGUUAAACCCAAGGCAUCAGACAUGGUGGCCCCAGGUGACCCUAAGUCUGAGAGUCCCUCCACACUCUACACCCCUCUACCCAGAGGCUCUAGAGACGGCAAGAACCACAAAGGUGUGCUCGCCAAGUGCCGUUACAUCUACUAUGGAAAGCAUUCAGAAGGCAACCGGUUCAUCCGCAAUGACCAACUCUAAUGGACCGACGGAGACACACACAUACACACACACACAUACACACAUACAUAUAUAUACACACACACACAUACACACAUACAUAUAUACAUACACACGUAUAUAUAUACACACACACACACACACACACACACACACACACACACACACACACACACACACACACACACACUAACCUAACCAACCCCAAACCCCAAAAUCAAACUCCUAACCCGUAAACCUAAUCCCUAAUCCUAAUUGUAACCCUAAUUGUAACCCUAACCCCUAAUCCUAAAAUAGCUUUUUACUUAAGUAGGGACCAGCGAAAUGUCCCCACUUGUCUGAAUUGUCCUUGUUUUACUAUCCUUAUGAGGACUUCUGGUCCCCACAAGGAUAGUAAAACCAGGGUGUAGGGAGCUGUCUCUCAGAUGGGAUGUUAAAUGGGUGUCCUGCCUCUCUGUGGUUACUGAAGAUCCCAUGGCACUUAUCGUAAGACUAGGAGUAUUAACCCCGGUGUCCUGGCUAAUUUCCCAAUCUGGCCCUCAUAGCAUCACGGUAACCUAAUCAUCCCCAGCUUACAAUUGGCUCAUUCAUCCCCCCUCCUCUCCCCUGUAACUAUUCCCCAGGUCGUUGAUGUAAAUGAGAAUGUGGUCUCAGUCAAUUUACCUGGUAAAAUAAGGGUUAAAUAACAUUUACAUAAAUCAAAUGUAUCAAGCUGAUCAAGUAGGAUUGCUGAUCUAGGAUCAGUUUUGCUAUUUAUUUAGAUGAUAAUUAAUAUGAUUAUAUGGACAGAGGGGACCUGAUCCUAGAUCAGCAUGAUGACACUCUUUAUGAAUACGGGCCCUAUAGGGAAGUGGCCUGGUCUCCUCCUCCACUGAGUUUAGGCUGCCUCUCCUGUCAGCUCCACUCUCCUGCCCCAGAGUGAACACUGACAUGAUUGCAUCUAAGCAGCAAUGCUAUACACGCACACACAACCAUACACUCAUGUGCAUGCAUGCACAUACACACACGCAGAGAACCGCACACGCAAGUGCACACACACACACACCACCCGUGGCCAUGGUGAUGGACAGCUCCAGCCAAGCGGCUGCGCUGACAGCCAAGGCAGACAUGAUGGAUCACCAGUCCCCUACCACCACUCACCAGGAGUCAGAGGUCACACCUGACGCCUCACUGAGCCUGUGUGGGGGAAGGCCAGACAGGAGAGAGGGAGGAGAGAAGGCCAGACAGGAGAGAGUGAGGAGAGAAGGCCCGACAGGAGAGAGGCAGGAGGGAAGGCCAGACAGGAGAUAGUGAGGAGAGAAGGCCAGACAGGAGAGAGGCAGGAGGGAAGGCCAGACAGGAGAGAGGGAGGGGGGAAGGCCAGACAGGAGAGGAGGGAAGGCCAGACAGGAGAGAGGGAGGGGGGAAGGCCAGACAGGAGAGGAGGGAAGGCCAGACAGGAGAGAGUGAGGAGGGAAGUCCAGACAGGAGAGAGGCAGGAGGGAAGGCCAGACAGGAGAGAGUGAGGAGGGAAGUCCAGACAGGAGAGAGGCAGGAGGGAAGUCCAGACAGGAGAGAGGCAGGAGGGAAGGCCAGACAGGAGAGAGGCAGGAGGGAAGGCCAGACAGGAGAGAGUGAGGAGAGAAGGCCAGACAGGAGAGAGGCAGGAGGGAAUGCCAGACAGGAGCGAGGGAAGAGGGAAGGCCAGACAGGAGAGAGGGAGGAGGGAAGGCCAGACAGGAGAGAGUGAGGAGAGAAGGCCAGACAGGAGAGAGGGAGGAGGGAAGGCCAGACAGGAGAGAGUGAGGAGAGAAGGCCAGACAGGAGAGAGGGAGGAGGGAAGGCCAGACAGGAGAGAGGGAGGAGGGAAGGCCAGACAGGAGAGAGUGAGGAGAGAAGGCCAGACAGGAGAGAGUGAGGAGAGAAGGCCAGACAGGAGAGUGGGAGGAGGGAAGGCCAGACAGGAGAGUGGGAGGAGGGAAGGCCAGACAGGAGAUAGUGAGGAGGGAAGGCCAGACAUGAGAGAGGGAGGAGGGAAGGCCAGACAGGAGAGUGGGAGGAGGGAAGGCCAGACAGGAGAGAGGCAGGAGGGAAGGCCAGACAUGAGAGAGGGAGGAGGGAAGGCCAGACAGGAGAGUGGGAGGAGGGAAGGCCAGACAGGAGAGAGGCAGGAGGGAAGGCCAGACAGGAGAGUGGGAGGAGGGAAGGCCAGACAGGAGAGAGGGAGGAGGGAAGGCCAGACAGGAGAGUGGGAGGAGGGAAGGCCAGACAGGAGAGUGGGAGGAGGGAAGGCCAGACAGGAGAGUGGGAGGAGAGAAGGCCAGACAGGAGAGAGGGAGAUAACUUUUCCUCAAGGACACCACCCCUGUGCUUCUGAAGCUGUAUUUGUUUAGAUUAUUUCACAGCAUUAUUUUUUGUGAUAAGGUCGUAGUUUUCAGUCUCUCUUCUAAAGGAAUGUACUUUACUUUGAUACAGGGCUUACCUGCAAGCGUAACAACACUUUUAAACUUUCACUUACCAAAUGUGUUUAGAGUUAUGCUGUUGUCAGAUAUACAUCAAUAUGAAUAUGUUAAUGCAAAAAUAAUUUGUUAUUUAGUAUUGAAUUAUUGAGAUAUUGUAUAAUUUGAAGGGAUAUCAUAUUUUCAAUUAUGAACCUGGUGAUUCAAGCCCUGAAUGCUGAUUGGCUGAUAGCCAUGGUAUAUCAGACCGUUUACCACUUGCAUGACAAAACAUUUAUUUUCACUGCUCUAAUUACAUUAGUAAGCAGUUUAUAAUAGCAAUAAGGCACCUCAGGUUUGUGGUAUAUGGCCAAUAUAACAUAGAUAGAUAGAUAGAUAUAUCGAUAGCUGCAGGCUAAUGGUAAAAUAUGCAUAUCACUCAGCACUGGCUUCUUGAUCAAUGAGACCUGACUGCAUUGUGGACAUGGCAGCGAUGUCGUAGUGAGGAUAACUACUGCUCUAGAGGGAUGUAUGGUGGGCUGUUUUUGCACCAUAGCAGCAGCAGAGGCAUCGCCCAAGUGGGUGAUACACGUUAGUGGUGGAGGAGUACUAAGUCCCAGCUACAGAGAGGCUGAUCUGAGAACGACAUCAGGGCCAGCAAGCCAACUCCAUCACCAUCUCCUGGCAUCACAGGAAGGCUACAGAGAGGCUGAGGACAACAUCAGGGCCAAAUGCAUCAUCUGGCAUCCCCGUCAUCAAGUCAUCGAGCAACUCCAGUGGGUUAUCAGAAGGACCAGCCUCAGUUAUGAGCCGGCACACUCCAUUGUGAAGGAACUCUGCGAAGCUAGCUUCAUCAACAUCAAUUUCUUUGUUUUGUUCAUUUACAUAAUUGUUAUGUCAACUUAAUUUUUUAUAGGCCUACUUACAAAUGAUCUUUAUCAGUAGGUCUAUACUGCAGUUCUGCUUAUUCUCUGGUGACUCCUGUAAUCUUCCAACCAGGAUUUGGGGGGAAAUUACCAGAAUUUAAACAGAUGAAUCAUGAAAUGUUAAUAUCAUAUUAGUAUGGAAUGAGAUAAAUUCAUUGUGAUUUAGGUUACUGAAUAUGACCUAAAUUGGGUUGUGAAGGAUUCAGAAGGCAUGCUUUUAACAUACUGUGUUAUAGAAGUUAGGAAAUAUUCCCACAUACUGAAUGUACUCAAUGUCAUCUUAUUAUCUGCCCUUUGGAAAUAAACCAAUGCUGUUAUAGGUGAUUGGCACAAAUGGAAUGGCCUCAAACGCAUCGAAACCAUGUGUUUGAUUUAUUUGAUACCAGUCCACUUAUUCCGAUCCAGUCAUUACCACGAGCCUGUCCUCCCCAAUUAAGGGGCCAUCACCUCCUGUGCCCUGAUAAACGGCUUAAUUGGAAUGUAGUGGCUGUACAGUAACAUGCUGCACUUGACGUCACAGAUUCACGGUGACGCAACAAGAAGUUGCCCCCAUCUCUCCUGCUAAUUGGGCAACUUCUGCAAUAGGUUUGUUGUCUGAGUGAGGGAAAUGCUGUCAAUUUAGAGAACUAUAUGUAUUUUGUUGAGGAUUAUAAUAAAUACAGCUAUGAUGUCAUACAAACAAGCCAAACACCCGUGAGUCCAAAUGUUACUUCACAUUCCAUAUCAUGAAACUCAUGUGAUAUACAGUGUCAACGUUUAUGAUCACUAUGUUUGAUGUACAGUUACUAGAUGACAUGGCUUCAUACCCUCUGGGUUGCUCUCAACAGAAUGAGCCUGUUUGUCUGUUGUGAAGAAUAUUUGUAGUUGAAGACUCUGAGUCAUGAAAGUGCAUUGAAAUUACUUAGGAACAGUUGUACACUUUGGAGAGAUGUGUGGCCCCUUGGAGACACCCAUUAGUCCUUUCUCUCAGACCCUUUAAAAAAUGUUUUGUAUGUUUCACCAUUCCCCACAUUUACUAUGUUACUGAACAUAUCCAGAGUAUUUUCUGAUUUCGUUAUCAAGAAAAGUACAGUAAAUGUCAAAUGCACAUAAACACAACAGUGUAAUGUUUGGAUUCAGUGUUGUGUCAGGUGAACUGUUGUGUCCUCACCUUUAGUCUAAUCAUUUUCCCAUAAUCUCCACUGUUCCCUUUUAAUUGUGACCAUGGUUAUGCAUUUGUUUUUCUGUGAACAUUUACAUUUAUCCCUAUCCAUAUAGGCCACUUCCCAAGAGUGUAAAGGGUUAAAGGUCACUGCUUUGAUUACAAUAUUUUACUUGA
Molecule: messenger RNA, 5922 nt
Organism: Salvelinus fontinalis (brook trout)
Lineage: Eukaryota; Metazoa; Chordata; Actinopteri; Salmoniformes; Salmonidae
Product: leucine-rich melanocyte differentiation-associated protein-like
Exons: 7
Coding region: 575-1282 (235 amino acids)
Biological process (GO): melanocyte differentiation
Molecular function (GO): protein binding
Source: RefSeq, a predicted model, not a curated record